Papaver somniferum (opium poppy) is the source of this 870-nucleotide messenger RNA. RefSeq lists its product as uncharacterized. Gene Ontology annotation, molecular function: zinc ion binding. The coding region runs from base 1 to 870 and encodes 289 amino acids. The transcript has a single exon. Lineage: Eukaryota; Viridiplantae; Streptophyta; Magnoliopsida; Ranunculales; Papaveraceae. The record is from RefSeq and is a predicted model, not a curated record.
AUGACAAACAAUGUUAAUGCAUGCUUGCCUAAGUCAUCCAAGACAUAUAACAAUUGUGUGUUGAAGUUGUUUGAAAAAUAUGCAUAUGAAAAUACACAUGUAGAGUUUAAGGAGAGUUGGGAUGACUUGAUGCUGGUUAAAAAUCAGAAGCUACAAGAAUAUCUUAUUAGAGCUCCACUUGACAAAUGGGUUAGUUUUUUUUUCCCGGGUUGUCGAUAUUGGGAGUUGUGCUCAAAUGUUGCUGAAUGUUUGAAUGGUUGGGUUAAGGAAGAGAGGGAGAUGCCUAUUGCUGUCAUGGUUGAUAAAAUACGGCUGAAGCUUUUGGAAAUGAUGUGCAUUCGUCGUAAAGAAUGUGUGACAUCGUUCGACUGGCGAGGAGUUUUGUGUCCGAAAAUGGAAACUGAACUCUAUAACAAUAAGAUGCAUGGCCGUGAUUACAGUGUUACCAAGUCGUCAGAAUUUGUGUAUGAAGUUCAUGCCUCAUUAACACAAAGGGUUGAUUUGAAAGAAAAGACAUGCUCUUGCGACUGCUGGAAAAUCAAUGGCUUCCCUUGCGCCCAUGUUGUUAGGUGUAUAAUGAGGAAUGGUGAAGAUCCUUAUGAUUAUGUUGAACAAUACUUCACCACUAAGUUCUAUCGAGAGUCGUAUUCAAAACCAAUCCAUCCAGUUCCCACAGUUGAAAGGCCUGCGACAAUUUCACCCAAGUCUGUUGUUCGUGGACCUAAAGUUUUGCCACAGUCAGGUCUCCCAAGUAAGAAGAAAAGGAUUCCUAAUACAGGUUCAAUUCCCAAGAAGAAGAUGAGAACUUGCGGUGGCUGUAAUGAAUUGACUACUCAUAAUCGAAGGACAUUCCCUAAGAAGCCGAUUUGA